AUGGGCAAUGGCGAAUCUAACUUAAGGAAUUCUAUCCAAACUGAUAAUAUAGUGCCUAAUGAAGAAAGUAGCGAAGAUGAAAAUAGCGAAGAUGAAAAUGACGACGUUGAUGAAUCUGCCAAUAAAAAACUUUGCCUUGGAUGUUUAGAAGCCAAGGAUAUAAAAAAUUUAAAAACGUCUACUGGAGAUUGUAAACAUGAACAAGAUAUUUGUAAAAAAUGUUUUAUUUCACAUGUUAAAGCUAAGUUAGAUGCGUAUAUAAAUUGUCCAACAUUAAACUGUAGGGAAAGAAUUUUCCCUAAUGAUGUAAAAAGAUUUGGAAGCAAUAAUAAAUUAUACAAAAGACUUGAUAAUUUAAUGUUGAGACAAAGCCUUAAUAACUCAGCCGAGUUUAGAUGGUGUAAAAGCCCUGGUUGUGGAUCUGGUCAAAUUCAUGAAGGAGGAGCUGAUGUUCAAAUAAUGAAAUGUCACGCUUGUGGUUCAAAAUCAUGUUAUACACACGAUGUACCAUGGCAUGGGGGUUUGACAUGUGAAAAAUACGACGAAUUGAGAAAAGUCGAAGAAGCUGCCACUGACGAUUAUCUACAGCGAGAAACUAAACCUUGUCCUAAAUGUGGUAUUCGUAUUGUAAAAAAUGGUGGAUGUAAUCAUAUAACUUGUAAAAUUGUAACAUGUAGAUAUGAAUUCUGUUGGUUGUAA
This is a messenger RNA of Entrophospora sp. SA101, 699 nucleotides long. Lineage: Eukaryota; Fungi; Glomeromycota; Glomeromycetes; Entrophosporales; Entrophosporaceae. The record is from the annotation of a GenBank genome assembly.